AGAAAAUCGUCCUCUAUAUCACAAGUAUGAUAGAUAUAUCUGCUUUAGUAUCGUUUUUAGGUCAAAAUCAAUUUAAUCCUUUUAAUUCCCAUAGUUUUAUGGCUUAAAACAGCUUAAUUGCUCUUUUAUUUCGAAAUCUCUUUAUUUCGGCAGCCGUUUUGCCUUUUUUACAUAGUUUUUGAUCUGACGGCUAGCCUUUUUCAAAAUUCCUGCUAGCCGUCAAUUGACGGCUAUUUUUGACGGCUAGCGGGAAACAACCCUGAAAAAUUUGAUGUGCAAUUAGUUUUUACAUUCGUUUUUCUAUUUGGCAGAGUGAUAACCAGUCGAGACUUGUAGUUGAGUCUCUAUCUCAUCAUUCGCAGCUUUAAUAAUGACGCUAUCUGCCCGUAAACAUUUUUAUUGGUUGAGCAGACUGCACGGAUACGAGUGAUUCUGGUUAAUUUGGUAUCGUUUCAGUGAAGUUAAUGGCCUCAAGCCGUUCUCCCUCUAAGCUUAAUGAAACUCUUUCAAAUUUUAUAUACAUAUUCUACGGUAUCAUGCCUAUAUCCACCGCUAAUAUCUUUCAUAUUCAUAACCGUUGACAUACAGUAAACAUAAUCAUAUGUUUUUUGUCGUUAUUUUCAUGGUGACUCUCACGUGUUCUCUUUCGUAAAAUUAUUUUUUCUUCAGUCUUUUGCUGUAGAAUUACAUAGUUUUUUUUGUUUCUUAUAGCAUUUUGUUGGCUUAUUCAUUUACACUUUUCACUUGCUUCGUUUUUAUAGACAUUAAUUCACUAUAAGUGUGAUUUUGGGUGUAGAUAGUUGAGGAAAAAAAGGAACAAGUAGAAUUACUUUAUAAGAGAGAAAUUUAAUAAAUGCCACUAAAUGUCCCGUCACUAGAGAUCUGUACGGGCACGGGCAGGCUUGAGAAAGACAUGUACGGGCAACUGUUCCCGUCGAUGGGUACGGAUUUUUAAAAAAAACAUUUUAAAGUUUUUGAGUAGCAAAAUGGUGCGAAGAUUUGAAUUUUUGAAUUGAAAAUUUUUUUUCUGCACGGGUAGGGAAAAAAAUCCACGGACAGGCACCCUCAAUAGGGCUACGGGCACAGGCAAAAAUAUCUUGCCCGCGCAGAUCUCUACCCGUCACCAUUGUUUUUUUGUAACUUCAUAAUAGAUUGCUUAAAUGAAUCUAAAUUUUUAGUAUAAUGAUAAAGGUUUUAAAAUAUGGAGCAUCUAAUGGUAUGCAUGCUUUGCUUAGUUUAAAGAAGGAUUUUCUGGGAAACGUAGUUUUCCAGAAAACUAGUCACAUUUUGUGAUGGAUUUUGGACUCCAGAUAAAUAAAUCUAGCUUCUCUUAAGGUACUCAACAUAUUUUUAUAGAUAGUAAGGUUUUUCUCAGUAACAUAAUCAAGCAUCCGAUAGUUUCUAUGAAGAAAAAAGCUAUGGGCGUGAGACAUGUAUGACGCUAGAACGAGUGUUUUCUAAAUUCAGGGAAACAAAGAAAUGAUUAUUUCCAGAGCCAUGUUUUCUAACACUAGUAAGCACCUAGUAUCAAUUUUUGGUAACGAAAUCUUCGAGCAUUUACUUUUUUCUGCGAUCAAGUUUUAAAAAGAAACGGAGGUUCCAAAUUAACCGGAAUCACUCAUACUUAUGUAGUAACCAAAUCAUAUGAUUACCGUAUGGUGGGAAACAUAAUAAUAAUAGGAAAUCAAAAUGUUGUCUAAGGCUACGUUCACACUACAAAGUUUUCAGAGUUAACUCUGAGUUAACGUCGAGACCGUUCACAUCUAAAUCUUUAAUACAUCAACAAGAUUUUGACAUUUCCCCUGAAAUUGUGUUGCUUCCUGGUUUCAGUACUUCCAAAGGUCGCGGCUUGCUAACAGCCGGCCGACUUGAAUUUACGCUCUACAGUUGCCUUACCGAAAAAUUGAGUAGAGAGUCAUAUGUUUGUUUCCCCAUAGAGAUAGUUACCUCCCUUGUCUAAUGGAACCACAUUAUUGUUUACUGAGCUCAUUUAUGACUGGAUAGUUAAAAUUACAUGAUGUCCGAAACAUCAUUUAAUUCAGAGUUAACUUUCUGAUCAAUCAGCUUCGUUUUAGCACAUUUAACUUUUGUAAUGUGAACGGAGCCCAAGAAAAAGAGAUAUAGUAUGAGUCUCACUAAACUAAGUAGUACUGUUUUUGUGGGAUUGAGUUAUAUGUACAGCAAGAUGCAUAUUAUAUAUCUAUAUAUUUUAAGUCCUAUUAUUCCUAAAAGGAUUUUUUCGCUUUAGCUCAUCAAUUUAAAGCAUCUGUACUGAAUUUGUACGUCUCUUAAUGUAUAAUAGACCCAUCACAUAUACAGAAUAUUCUGUCCUAUCGUUUUUUUGUCUAUGUCUGUUUUAGAUGCAUUAUGAUUCUUGGUUUGAUCAUGAAUGUGUUCAAUCUUCAAAAUUGUUAUCAAAUAUUCAGCAAUCACCGCAAAUGCCCUGCGUGACACAACCACCAUCGUCAUUACUCUCAUUUCCUUCAAGAUCUAAACGAAAGCAACAGUCUUCAGUAUUAAAAUUAAGUGAUGUCGCAAAUUCAAAAUUUAAGCCUAAUGACCUGCAACGUAAUGGAUUCUCAUUACAAAAAUCCUCAACACCAGAAUUUCUGCUCAAACCAUUAUCCUCUGGACUUCCACUAAGAAGAGAAAAUGGUUUAUCUGUUCCACAAACUACUUCAGCAACAUCAACUUUAUCGAUUAACGUGUUAAAAAAUCAUUGUGCAGUGAUCAAUUGCAGAAGCCAGUACUCCGAUAAACAGAAACACUUUUAUUUUGUUCCUUUUCCAUCGAGUACUCCUGAACUAGAAAAACUCAUACGACAUAUGAAAAUAAAUAGUGAACGACUCCAUGAUGAAUCAACAGGUGUUUAUAUCUGUUCAAGACAUCGCUACCCACUUUAUUUACAUACUCAUCGGAAGCCUGGAGCACCUGUAAUGCCCUCAAACACUCUUGGUAUUAAAAAUGGUAUUGAUCAUGUUUUAUUUUUACCGAAACCGUGGCAUACGUUGUGCUGUAUGAAUGGAUGUAUAAACAAUGAUUUAGUACAUCGUUUAUCGUCAGCAACAUUUGUCCGAGUUCCAAGAGUUCCUGUAAUUCAACGUAAUGCAUUUUUAUGUUUGAUUGGAAAUACCAAUAUUGAUCAGGACGAAUUCUUAGUGUGCGACAAACAUUUUCCAAUGUCAAUGAGACAUAAUAAUGUGCUUACAUCUUUAGCUGUACCAAAAAGAUGUAUCAGUCAAAUAAAUCAAAAGUCAGUCGCCAGUAAACUUGAACACACAUCACCAAGAACAAUACCAAUGUCACCCUCUUUCGAGCAACAACGAUACAUUAAAGAUAAAACAAACACUCGAAAAAAAUUAUCUGAAUGGGCAUCAUUAAAAAAUACUCGUUCAACUGCACGAAAUAUAGAUCCACUAACAGUUGCAGUCGUUAAUUAUACCCAUCCAUAUGAUUCCGUCGUUACUUCUGCUGAGUCUGGUAUUGCUCAAAACUGUUCCUUAUCAUCAUCAUCAUCAGUAUCAACAAGUAGUAUGCCAUUUAACUCUACGGUAUUGACAGCUCAUCAAGCACAGUCUUCAACACCUAGAUUUAUAUUGUCAUCAAGAAAACACUGCCAAGUUAAUCGUUCAAUAGCAACAACGCAAAAACAAGAAACAUUUCUACCUCUUUCACCUACUUCACCUACAUCAUCUCGUUGUAUGCUUCUGCUUCCAGCUCAAAUGCAACCAUCAUCGAUUGAAUCUAAAUCUACUCAACAUCAAAAUAAUACUAAUGAUAAUAUUAGAAAUACAACAUAUUCAUUGACGCCCUCCCUCAUUUAUCCGAUGCAAAAAAGACUACGUACAAUUCGACCGAAUUUCACGCAAGUGUCACCACCGCUAACAACAGACGUGUUGGUGAAUAGUAAUAAUAAUAAUAGUUUGUCAUUUCCAUCAAAUAGUAUAGUAGAAAAUUUACGUACAAGAGUCGAUAGAAAACGGGCUCAUACUGGUCAACAAGUAAAAAACUCAUGUCUCUAUUCACGACCAUUAGUUGCGAACAUUGAUGUAAAUCAAUCAGAUGAAAUAACGACGUUGAUACCAUUGAACCGCACUACUCCUUUUUCUCAUCAAUUAUUAAAAACAAAUUCAGGCGAUCAGAUAUCAGCACGAGUUAAAAGUAAACGUCAACGAUUUCCCAAACGAACUAACAUAACGUCAUCAGAUAAUGAAUACAGUGAAGUAACAGGAAGUGAUCAUCGAGAACAACCAACACAAAGAUUACUGUCAGUAUCAUUGAAUCAUUAUCAAUCUGUUGAUGCAAUUAAUAGCCUCACGUUACCAGAAAAAAGUUACUAUGAAAUAGAGGCAAACAAGAAUGGUGAACAACUAGAAGUGAAUUUGCCUUAUCAGGACAAACAAACAGAUUUAUUACCAUCAUUAGAAAUAAAAGGUGUUUUAUGUAAAUUAUGUCGACGAAAUUUUGAUAUGGUUGAAACUUAUAAUAUUCAUUUAGCAAGAAAGAGUGUCAUCAUUCAAUAUUUUUGCUUGGCGUGUAAUACAAAUAUAUGUACUUUAAAUCCUUGUCAAGCAUAUAAUCAUUUAAGUUGUCAUAUUGGAUUGCAAGAUUUAAGAAUUAAAGAAUUAAAAUUUAAGCAACUACAGUUUGAAACAAAACAAUACUUUACUCAAUUGAAAACAAAUGAUGAUGAUGACGAUGAUGACAAUGAAAAUGAGAUGUCAGUACCAUCUUGGAAAAAUAAUAUAUCUGGACAAAAGAACAUCGAUGAUCGUUAUACUGAUGUUAAAAUUCCAAUGAGAAUAAUUUCUGAGAAUGAUAUUCAAUUAACAAUAUCUGAAGAGCAAGCGAUACAUAACAUACCUAAUAAAACCAUCCAUCGAACAUGUAUGUUAUUUAAAUGA
Messenger RNA from Didymodactylos carnosus, 4904 nucleotides. NCBI's taxonomy places the organism in Eukaryota, Metazoa, Rotifera, Eurotatoria, Philodinida, Philodinidae. The record is from the annotation of a GenBank genome assembly.